Molecule: messenger RNA, 2861 nt
Organism: Linum trigynum
Lineage: Eukaryota; Viridiplantae; Streptophyta; Magnoliopsida; Malpighiales; Linaceae
Source: the annotation of a GenBank genome assembly
CUGGAACGGUUUCUCCUUAGAAUACCAUAUGGUACCAGUGUGGUAUUGCGUAAAUGCAGAGCGAAAAGCAGGGAUAGAACUCGAACCGCCUGUGAUUUUUCUGUUUUGUACAGAGUUGGUGAUAAUGAUGGCGGGGAAGGUCAGUUACCUUUUUCAAAUUGUCAGAAGGUCAGUUACUAUUAUACCCCUACGUGUAUUUGCUAUUCUACAUCCGACGGUUAAUAAUGGAGUGCAAUGGACGGCCGAUCCGGUGGUUACUGAUAGUUACUCACCGGUAGGUUACUUACAGGAACUGCUCCCGGGCGUAGGGGAACGACGCUCUUUUUGUUUUAUUUUAAUUGUUAAAUAAAUAAGUUAGGUAAUUACCACCUUAUCCUUCAUUAAAUUAGAUAAAUUUAAAUCAUUAAAUUUUAAUGAGCUUUUAUGGCUGAGAUUGACUUAGUCUCACCUGAUCUUAGCCCAAGUUUGGGACAAAUACGAGCGAGUCUCGGAUCCCAGGUGAGAAGAACGCGUGCCCUCUUGUCUCCGUCUUUUCCUCAUCAACAGCUCGCUUCUCUUUCCCAAACAGAACCCUUUUCGUCCAGCGUCUUCUGAUGCUUCUUCGUGCUCAACAAUGGCGGGACACAACGACGACCCGGUUGACGUCUUCUUAAAAGGGGACGCUCCCUCUAUCCCUCACUCCUCUUCCUUGAUAAGUCUCAAGACCCACAAAUUUUGUUCCGAGCCGUUGUCGAUGGUUGUAAUCCGUGAUUCUUCUCCAACCAGCAGCGCUGAUCUCUCAAUUUUCCCACCUAGCAGCCAUGAAAAUCUGGCCCCUUCAUCAUCUCUUUCUGAUCACCAGUCGCUGCGGCAGUUCUGCUCCUCCGCAUCUAGCUGCGACUCGCCUGGUCUUCUCAUCAAUCUGGAACCGCAAAAGGCGCCGCUAUUAGCUUCACCGGUGUCUCCCUUCUUGUAUCCUCGAUCCAAUUCAGGCCCAUCCUCGUCCGAGCAAUUCGAUUCCGACCCAGACGGAUCAUUACCACAGUCUCCGCUAUCGUAUCCCUCGUCGGAAGUUGAUCUCCCGUCGUCACCGCUGCUUCCCGUGUCAGCGCCGCCCAGAUGGUGGGGAGUAGCUCUUCGGAUCAUCCGCAGCAAGGUUGGGAAUUUUGGGUCCCUUCUUGGAGGGGAGGGCAACCCCAGAAGCAGGGGUGUUUGGUCGAUGGGGAAUUUUGGGCUGCCGGUAGCCGCAGUGUCAGUUAUGUGGUGGUUGUGGUUGAGAGAGAGGAGGAGGAGGAGAAGGCUACAGCAACGAAACAGCGUGGGGCAGUUGGUGCAGGUUAUGAGAGAGAAGGACGAGAAAAUUGUUCAGCUCCUAAAUCAAAUAGCUCAGUUGAACGAGUUAAUAAUAGGACGCCAUAAAUUGUAGCAGCCAGGCAAAGGGAUAUGAUAUGAGUGAGAAAGAAAGGGAGGAUGGAUGGGCAAAUUGGAUGGGACCUCCCUGAGUCUUGACUAACGAGCAAUGCUAAGCAAUGAAGGCUUGUUUUUCUAUGGCAUGGCAGGCAGGCAUCAAUCAGUCUUUCAUCACAUUGGCUUGUUAGUACUCUGAAUUAGUGUGCAAACGGGAGCCCAGGAGAAGAAGCAGAAAGGGAAAUAAUGAGGAUGAGAGAGCAUGUAUUGUUGGGCUGCAAGAGCUGCUGUACGUAGCUGUAUUAAUCAUUCAGCUCCACUUGUGAUAUUCGCAUAGCAGCAGCUACUGGUUGCGGCACAGGCCACUGAGUCGCUACAUAGACAGACAUCUCCUCUAUGUCUAUCUAUAUGUGGAAGCCAGGAGUCCAGAUUAUUUUUUAGGAUUCAAAUGCACAUUUUAUACCCGUUUAGUUUUUUCGUUUUAGGUUUUGGUUGAAUUGAUGCAGAAAGAUGGAGCAUGUUCUAUUUGAUCUUGGGUUGUAGGCUGAUGAUGAUAAAUGUUUAUUGUUAUGUAUUUUGUAUUCUCGAUGGAUCCCAUGCUUUGCAGUUACAUGUAGCAUUGUUUGGUUUUCACAUCACAUAUUCCCUUGAUGCCAAAUAUUAUCUAUUUUUUAUGAAUAAUCGAUUACUGCAUCUACUUAAGACCGAGGAAUCGGCUUACGCAAACAAGUGUAAUAAGAGCCUACUUCCAACGGAGGCAAAGAAUAGCAACAAGUUUUUGGCUAUACAGCCUCGUCUUCUACUUCCCACUUGAUAUUCUCAAGUUCAUCAUCCGAUAUGCAUUGAGUGGAAAGGCAUGGGACAACCUCGUCCAGAACAAGGUACGCUAACAGAAACUCCGACAAUCCUCAUUAUGAAACUAAACGUGUUUGGACAGAAAAAAUUGGUUGCUAAUUAUACAUCUAAUUAUUUAUAUUUAUAUUUUAUACCUGUAGACUGCUUUCACCAACAAGAACGACUUUGGAAAAGGCGAGAGGGAAGCACAAUGGGCAGCGGCUCAGCGCACCUUGCACGGGCAAGCAACAAGUUAACUGUUCAGAACAGUUCACAACAAAAACAGGAGAAGAAACUUAACCUCUGCCCUUGUGGAAGAAUCAAAUCCUUAAGCUUGUUAGUUGUUAUCCAAGAAUUUGUUUAGAAAUACUGUAAUGAAAUGAACAUAUUUUUGGCUCUCUUUAGCCCUGUCUCUUGUCCAGUUGUCCCUAUGAGGUCUUCCUCCACUAGCAGGCGGACGCCGGACUAAUCCUGCUACGACUUUGAAACCAUCACAGACGAAACUAAACAGUAAAAUUCGUGCCUAGCAUAUUUUUUCAGCGAAUCGAGUCUUCCUUUUUUAUGGGAUCUCCUCCUGUCUGUAUUAUAUAAGUGAAGGGGCGGCCGGACCCUCCUGUUUUAAACAAAGGCAAAGUCCGAGU